AUGGCAUUUACCGGUGGUCGAUUUCGGGAGCUAUUGAAGAAGUACGGAAAGGUGGCAUUGGGUGUACACUUUUCAGUCUCAGCAGCCUCAAUCACAGGUCUCUAUGUCGCCGUCAAUAACAACGUCGACGUCGAGUCCAUACUCGAAAAAGUAGGCGUACGAGGCGUCUCUAAUACCAAUCCCAAAGAAGAAGAAGCAAAAACUCCUACACUGCCACAAACAAACUCCGAAACGAUCGAUGGGUUCGUUCUGGAAGAACCAGUACCAGUGCCUAAUCAAGAGGUUAUGGUUCCGAUGGAGAAGAAGAAGAAUCGAACCGCUGAGUUGGCUGCUUCGAGUGGUGGAGCCCUCGCUUUGGCGGUGUUAUUGAAUAAGGCUCUAUUUCCGGUGAGGGUUCCAAUUACGGUCGCACUUACGCCUCCGAUCGCGAGGUUCUUGGCAAGACGCCGCAUUAUCAAUAACAGUGACACAUGGUCUCUAGGAGGAUGGCUAGUAGUAGAGCUGCUGAAGGAACAAGCAGCCAAGAAGCUGACCGAAUCUGUUGAAAUUCAAUACCUUGAGUAA
Messenger RNA from Ilex paraguariensis (yerba mate), 564 nucleotides. NCBI's taxonomy places the organism in Eukaryota, Viridiplantae, Streptophyta, Magnoliopsida, Aquifoliales, Aquifoliaceae. The record is from the annotation of a GenBank genome assembly.